AUGGCUGACCGUCGUUCAGAAGCAGAUUUGCCGCAAGCAAAACGACCUCGGGUUGGCGAUAUGGAUCCAGCAUCAAAUCCAUACCUGGCGCAUAUGUAUGAAGACGAAGCAGCGAAUUCCUAUGGCGGUGGCUAUGGAGGACAAAAUGGUGGUAGAAAUGGCACAUCUAGUCGAACGGGUCUUUCAGAUUUCAAAAGACACGCAACGACGUCUGCGCAAGCACAUAAGGCAGAGGAUGGACCAAAUAAUCCUUUCAACAACUCGCCCCUCUCGAAUCAGUACUUUAAUAUCCUAAAGACCAGGAGGGACCUGCCAGUACACAAGCAAAGACAGGAGUUCUUGGACAUGUUCCAGAAGACCCAGAUCCUCGUCUUCGUCGGAGAGACUGGUUCUGGAAAAACAACUCAGAUUCCUCAGUUCGUUCUGUUCGAUGACCUGCCUCAUUUCAACGGCAAGCUUGUCGCAUGUACUCAACCUCGCCGAGUCGCAGCCAUGUCAGUAGCCCAGAGAGUCGCCAAUGAGAUGGACGUAAAGCUGGGAGAGGAGGUUGGAUAUAGUAUUCGAUUCGAGGAUGUCACAGGGCCGAAAACGAUUUUGAAAUAUAUGACAGAUGGUAUGCUUCUUCGUGAGGCUAUGCACGAUCAUAAUUUGACUAGGUACAGCUGCAUCAUUCUUGAUGAGGCUCACGAACGGACGCUCGCUACGGAUAUUUUGAUGGGCCUUUUAAAAGAAGUCGCCCUGAGACGACCAGAUCUAAAAAUCGUGAUCAUGUCCGCUACCCUCGAUGCACAGAAGUUUCAGCGCUACUUCAACGACGCUCCUCUCCUCGCUGUUCCUGGACGUACGCACCCUGUGGAAAUAUUCUAUACGCCCGAGCCAGAGCGCGACUACGUGGAGGCUGCCCUCCGAACCGUCCUUCAAAUCCAUGCUACUGAGCCAGAGGGUGAUAUUUUGCUUUUCCUGACGGGUGAAGAAGAAAUCGAAGACGCAUGUAGGAAGAUUACACUAGAGGCAGACGAAAUGAUUCGAGAAGCAGAUGCGGGACCUCUGAAGGUAUAUCCGCUUUAUGGAACAUUACCUCCCCAUCAACAACAAAAGAUUUUCGAUCCUGCUCCACCGCCCGCUAGGAAAGGAGGACGUCCUGGACGGAAAGUCAUUGUUGGUACGAAUAUUGCCGAGACGUCCUUGACAAUUGACGGUAUCGUCUAUGUCGUAGAUCCUGGUUUCAGUAAGCAAAAGGUCUACAACCCACGUAUUCGUGUCGAGUCGCUACUUGUUUCACCUAUAUCGAAAGCAUCUGCACAACAACGAGCUGGUCGUGCUGGUCGUACCCGUCCUGGAAAAUGUUUCCGUCUAUACACUGAAGCUGCUUUCAAAAAGGAGCUCAUCGAGCAGACUUACCCCGAAAUUCUCAGAUCCAAUCUCGCCAAUACUGUCUUGGAACUCAAAAAGCUCGGCAUUGACGAUCUAGUACAUUUCGAUUUGAUGGAUCCUCCAGCGCCUGAGACACUCAUGCGAGCACUGGAAGAACUCAACUACUUGGCAUGCCUGGAUGAUGAUGGAGAUUUGACAGCGCUCGGCAAACUAGCUUCAGAAUUUCCUCUUGACCCUGCUCUGGCCGUCAUGCUCAUUUCUUCGCCUGAGUUCUAUUGUUCCAACGAGAUUCUUUCGCUCACCGCCCUAUUAUCCGUCCCUCAAAUAUUUGUUCGCCCUGCAAGUGCGAAGAAGCGUGCAGACGAAAUGAAGGCGCUGUUUGCGCAUCCGGAUGGAGACCACCUCACAAUGUUGAAUGUCUAUCAUGCAUUUAAGGGCCCUGCUGCACAGUCUGAUCCUAAGAAGUGGUGUCAUGAGCACUUUCUAAGUCUUCGGGCUUUGCAGUCUGCUGAUAACGUCCGACAACAAUUGAAGCGAAUCAUGGAGAAAUCUGAGCUGGACUUGAUGAGCACUGAUUUCCAAGACAAGAACUAUUAUACCAAUAUUCGACGAGCAUUGGUAGCAGGCUUCUUCAUGCAAGUCGCUAAGAAAGAUCCAUCAGGAAAGACCUACAAAACCGUCAAGGAUGACCAGAGCGUGCUGCUUCACCCAAGCACGGUUUUGGGUGUCGACAGUGAAUGGGUCGUAUACAAUGAGUUCGUUCUGACCACUAAAAACUAUGUGCGGACCGUCAGUUCUGUCAAACCGGAAUGGUUAUUGGAUAUUGCCCCUACAUACUAUGACUUAUCGACAUUCAAAUCAGGCGAGGUCAAGACUGCGCUACAGAGAACACUCGACAAAGUUAAGAGGAAGCAAGCCACGAAGCGAACAAAAUAG
Molecule: messenger RNA, 2310 nt
Organism: Glarea lozoyensis ATCC 20868
Lineage: Eukaryota; Fungi; Ascomycota; Leotiomycetes; Helotiales; Helotiaceae
Product: P-loop containing nucleoside triphosphate hydrolase
Exons: 3
Coding region: 1-2310 (769 amino acids)
Cellular component (GO): intracellular anatomical structure; spliceosomal complex
Molecular function (GO): RNA helicase activity; ATP binding; RNA binding
Source: RefSeq, a predicted model, not a curated record